Molecule: messenger RNA, 14591 nt
Organism: Canis lupus familiaris (dog)
Lineage: Eukaryota; Metazoa; Chordata; Mammalia; Carnivora; Canidae
Gene: IGSF9B
Product: immunoglobulin superfamily member 9B
Exons: 20
Coding region: 100-4422 (1440 amino acids)
Biological process (GO): cell-cell adhesion
Cellular component (GO): neuron projection
Molecular function (GO): protein binding
Source: RefSeq, a predicted model, not a curated record
CCGGGCUGCAGGGGCACCGGCGCGGGGCGUAGCGGGCGCGGGCCGGGGCGCGGGAGCGUUCGGGUAGGAUGAGGCUCCUGGCUGGCGCGCGGUAGUACUAUGAUUUGGUAUGUGGCCACUUUGAUAGCAAGUGUGAUCGGCACCCGAGGGCUCGCGGCUCAAGCUGCCCACGGCCUGCGAGAGGAACCUGAGUUUGUGACCGCGAGAGCUGGCGAGGGCGUCGUCCUGCGAUGCGACGUGAUUCACCCCGUGACGGGCCAGCCCCCGCCCUAUGUCGUGGAGUGGUUCAAGUUUGGGGUGCCCAUCCCUAUCUUCAUCAAGUUUGGCUACUACCCACCCCACGUGGAUCCUGAGUAUGCAGGCCGGGCCAGCCUUCACGAUAAAGCCUCCCUGCGGCUGGAGCAGGUUCGCUCUGAGGACCAGGGCUGGUACGAGUGCAAAGUGCUCAUGCUGGACCAGCAGUAUGACACCUUCCACAACGGCAGCUGGGUCCACCUCACCAUCAACGCCCCUCCCACCUUCACGGAAACACCCCCCCAGUACAUCGAGGCCAAGGAGGGUGGCAGUGUGACCAUGACCUGCACAGCUUUUGGGAACCCCAAGCCCAUUGUCACCUGGCUCAAGGAGGGGACACUCCUAGGUGCUAGUGGGAAAUACCAGGUGAGUGAUGGCAGCCUGACGGUGACGUCGGUCAGCAGAGAGGACAGAGGUGCCUACACCUGUCGUGCAUAUAGCAUCCAGGGGGAGGCCGUCCACACCACCCACCUGCUUGUCCAAGGGCCUCCGUUCAUCGUUUCGCCUCCUGAGAACAUCACGGUCAACAUCUCCCAGGAUGCGCUGCUCACCUGCCGGGCAGAGGCGUACCCCGGCAACCUCACCUACACCUGGUACUGGCAGGAUGAGAACGUCUACUUCCAGAACGACCUGAAGUUGAGAGUGCGGAUCUUGAUCGACGGGACCCUGAUCAUCUUCCGGGUGAAGCCUGAGGAUGCCGGGAAGUACACCUGCGUCCCCAGCAACAGCCUGGGGCGCUCCCCCUCUGCCUCGGCGUACCUAACCGUGCAGUACCCAGCCCGCGUCCUCAACAUGCCCCCUGUCAUCUACGUGCCCGUGGGAAUUCACGGCUACAUCCGCUGCCCUGUGGACGCAGAGCCGCCGGCCACCGUGGUCAAGUGGAACAAGGAUGGCCGCCCGCUGCAGGUCGAGAAGAACCUGGGCUGGACCCUGAUGGAGGAUGGCUCCAUUCGGAUUGAGGAGGCCACAGAGGAGGCCCUUGGCACUUACACCUGUGUGCCUUACAACACCCUGGGGACCAUGGGCCAGUCUGCUCCCGCACGGCUUGUCCUGAAGGACCCCCCGUAUUUUACGGUGCUACCAGGCUGGGAAUAUCGGCAGGAGGCUGGCCGGGAGCUGCUCAUUCCCUGUGCUGCUGCCGGGGACCCCUUCCCCGUCAUCACGUGGAGAAAGGUAGGGAAGCCCAGCAGAAGCAAGCACAACGCCCUGCCCAGCGGGAGCCUCCAGUUUCGAGCCCUGAGUAAGGAGGACCACGGGGAGUGGGAGUGCAUCGCCACCAACGUGGUCACCAGCAUCACUGCCAGUACCCACCUGACCGUCAUCGGCACCAGCCCCCAUGCCCCGGGCAGUGUCCGGGUCCAGGUCUCCAUGACAACUGCCAACGUGUCCUGGGAGCCAGGCUAUGAUGGAGGAUUCGAGCAGACAUUCUCAGUUUGGUACGGACCUCUGAUGAAGCGGGCGCAGUUUGGGCCGCACGACUGGCUGUCUUUGCCCGUGCCGCCGGGACCCAGCUGGCUGCUGGUGGACGCGCUGGAGCCCGAGACAGCCUACCAGUUCAGCGUCCUGGCCCAGAACAAGCUGGGAACGAGCGCCUUCAGUGAGGUGGUCACUGUGAACACUUUAGCAUUCCCUGUCACAACUCCAGAACCCCUGGUGCUGGUUACCCCACCGAGGUGCCUCACAGCCAACCGGACCCAGCAGGGCGUGCUCCUGUCCUGGCUGCCCCCUGCCAACCACAGCUUCCCCAUCGACCGCUACAUCAUGGAGUACCGCGUCGGGGAGCACUGGGAGACGCUGGACAGUGCCAUCCCGGGCACCGAGGGAGACUUCUUUGCCAAGGAUUUGUCGCAGGACACCUGGUACGAAUUCCGGGUUCUGGCCGUCAUGCAGGAUCUGAUCAGCGAGCCCAGCAACAUCGCCGGCGUCUCCAGCACAGACAUCUUCCCACAGCCGGACCUGACUGAUGACGGGCUAGCCCGGCCCGUGUUGGCUGGAAUCGUAGCUACCAUCUGCUUCUUGGCAGCUGCCAUCCUGUUCAGCACCCUGGCCGCCUGCUUUGUCAACAAGCAGCGCAAGCGUAAGCUCAAGCGCAAAAAAGAUCCUCCACUGUCCAUCACUCACUGCAGAAAGAGCCUAGAGUCUCCCUUGUCGUCUGGCAAGGUGAGCCCCGAGAGCAUCCGCACGCUCCGGGCCCCAUCGGAGUCCUCUGAUGACCAAGGCCAGCCGGCCGCCAAGAGGAUGCUGAGUCCCACCCGGGAGAAGGAGCUGUCGUUGUACAAGAAGACCAAGAGGGCCAUCAGCAGCAAGAAGUAUAGCGUGGCCAAGGCCGAGGCCGAGGCCGAGGCCACCACGCCCAUCGAGCUCAUCAGCAGAGGCCCCGACGGCCGCUUCGUGAUGGAUCCCUCUGAGAUGGAGCCCUCGAUGAAGAGCAGGCGCAUCGAGGGCUUUCCCUUUGCCGAGGAGACGGACAUGUACCCCGAGUUCCGCCAGUCGGACGAGGAGAAUGAGGACCCGCUGGUGCCCACGUCUGUGGCUGCCCUCAAGUCCCAGCUGACCCCUCUGUCGUCCAGCCAGGAGUCCUACCUGCCACCACCAGCAUACAGCCCUCGGUUCCAGCCCCGUGGGCUGGAGGGCCCCGGCGGCCUGGAGGGGCGGCUGCAGGCCACGGGCCAGGCCAGGCCUCCCGCGCCCCGGCCCUUCCACCAUGGCCAGUAUUAUGGGUACCUCAGCAGCAGCAGCCCCGGGGAGGUGGAGCCGCCGCCCUUCUACAUGCCGGAGGUGGGCAGCCCCCUGAGCUCCGUCAUGUCCUCCCCACCCCUGCACGCCGAGGGGCCCUUCGGCCACCCCACCAUUCCCGAGGAGAACGGAGAGAACGCUUCCAACAGCACGCUGCCCUUGACUCAGACGCCCACAGGCGGCCGCUCCCCUGAGCCCUGGGGCCGGCCGGAGUUCCCCUUUGGGGGCCUGGAGACCCCGGCCAUGAUGUUCCCCCACCAGCUGCACCCCUGUGACGUCGCCGAGAGUCUGCAGCCCAAGGCCUGCCUCCCCCGAGGACUGCCCCCCACCUCCCUGCAGGUGCCCUCGGCCUACCCGGGCAUCCUGUCCCUGGAGGCGCCCAAGGGCUGGGCGGGCAAGUCGCCGGGCCGAGGCCCCGUCCCGGGGCCCCCCUCCGCCAAGUGGCAGGACAGACCUAUGCAACCUCUGGUGAGCCAAGGGCAGCUAAGACAUACCAGCCAAGGUAUGGGCAUACCCGUGUUGCCUUACCCCGAGCCGGCCGAGCCGGGGGGGCACAGCGGCCCCAGCACGUUUGGCCUGGACACCCGGUGGUACGAGCCCCAGCCCCGGCCCCGGCCCAGCCCCCGGCAGGCCAGGCGCGCCGAGCCCAGUUUACAUCAAGUGGUGCUACAGCCGUCCCGGCUCUCGCCUCUCACCCAAAGCCCCCUGAGCUCGCGCACCGGCUCCCCCGAGCUGGCGGCCCGCGCCCGGCCCCGCCCGGGGCUCCUGCAGCAGGCCGAGAUGGAGAUCGCGCUGCAGCCGCCGGCCGCCGGCAGCUUCUCCCGCAAGUCCACGCCGUCCACGGGCUCCCCGUCCCAGAGCAGCCGCAGUGGCAGCCCCAGCUACCGGCCCGCCACGGGCUUCCCGGCCCUGGCCGCCGCCUACCCUGCGCCCCCGCCCGCGCCUGCGCCCGCGGGGCCUGCCGACAGCCUGGACGUGUUUGGACCCACGGCCUCCCCUCGCAGCGGGGGGGAGGAGCUGCUGCGGCCGGAGCCCCCCCCGCCGCCGUUACCUACUUCGGGAACACAUCCACCUGCACCCGGGAACGCUGCUACACCUGAGAGGCUGGAGGCUCUGAAAUACCAACGGAUAAAGAAGCCCAAAAAGUCAUCCAAGGGCUCCUCGAAGUCAAAGAAACGAUCCGACGGUCCUGCCUCCCAGGCUCAGCAGCUUCCAGACUCCCAGGUUCUGUGGCCCGAUGAAGCCGUCUGCCUCCGAAAGAAGAAGAGACAUUCUCGGCCUGACCCCUUUGCCCGCCUCUCAGACCUGUGCCACCGCCAGCUCCCGGAAGACCAGACGGCGAUUCUCAACAGCGUGGAUCACGACGACCCCGGCCACGCCACCUUGCUGUGACGCCACGAGCGCUGAGCGGUCCCGGAGCGGCGUCGCGGCGGCGCUGGGCUGAGGGGCCGGGGAGGGGGCCGGGGUGUGCCGGCAGGGGGGCGGCUGGGGGGCUGCUUCCCCCGCGGCCUGGCCGGCGGCGUCGCCGUGAGGACAGAGGGCCGGGGCUCGUGGGAGCGAUUAGGAAGCCAACAGGGGUCAGGGAGGGACCCGCCUUGCCCCCCUUGGCUCUCCGGCGGCGGCGGGAUGUUUCCGCCUCCGCAGAUCCCUUGGGAGCGAGGAAGGGAAAGCGAUGGCUCUUACUGCUCUCCGCUCUGUGGGGUGUUCGGGUCCUGGAGGAGGGCUGGGCUCCCCUCCCCUCUUCCGAAUCUACAUAUACAUAGAUAUAGAUACAAAUGCAUCGUAUGUAGUUUGUGGGCCUCUCUAUGUAUAUAUAUGUACAUUGAAGCAAAGUGCUGUUUAUUUCUGUGGUCAGUGGAGGAAGGAGGAGGAGCGCGGCGAAGGCGUGGGGUCCGUGGGGGGGACCCGCAGGGCCAGCGGGCGUCCCCCCGCAGCCAGGAGCCGGGCCUCCUCCCCUGAACUCCCCGAGCACGGAGGGGCCGCGGCUGGGCUACCGCACAGCUAAACCCGAGCCUUGGGCCCGGCUCAGGCCACGCAGCGGGGGCUGCUCAGCAGCGAGGCGGCCCCCCCCGCAGCCCCCCGUCCUGCGGCCCCGGUGCUGAGCCCUGAGCUGCCGCGGCUCUAUUUAUAUCCUGCUCGGCUCAGCGCCCUCCCGAGUGGAGGAUUGGAUCCCUCCUUUCCUUUUGUGGGAGCUAAUUCCCCAGAUUGAGUAAUUGCCACUUGCGGGCCCGCCUGCGGCUCCUCCCGCCUCCCCGCGUGCUGCCUGCGGGCUCCUCUCUGCCCGGGGUUCAGCUGCUGGGUCGGGUCGGGUCGGGUCAGGCCAGGCAAAGGGAGCGGCCCAGAUUCCCGGUCCUGGGGGCACGCUGGGCCCCCUGCCGUCCCCUGGAUUCAUUUACAGGAACCGGCUGAGGCAGGGGUGGAGCUGGAAGGGGAGGUGGGCCGGGGCCUGGGCUCCGACCUUUUCUGCCACAAUCUCGUCCUAGUUCACAGCGUUAGCAGCAGAAGCGCCUGUGAGGCCGUGUUGCCCUGCCUGAGGGUGCGUCUGUGUCCCAGUGUGAUGGUGGAUGGUGGUGCUGCCGGGCAGUGCCCCGCUCCGUGGGGCCCGUGCUCUGGCCGCCUGGGGAUAAAGGUGCUGCGGGUCCUCGACGGGUCUCCUCCUGGUGCUCUGGUCCUGGCGGCUCCGGGCACCUGCCUCUCCCCGCCACCUGUGUGGCUGCCGCCUGGUCAAAGCGCCAGAGGCUCCGCACAGUUGCUAGCAGGAGAGCGGCGCAGGGGGAGGCCCCGAGGGCUGGGGAGCGGCGCCUCGCUGGGAGCCCCAUCUUAGGGUCGGUUCUUCUCUGCCGCACAAGCUCUGGUGCUUCCGUCCUGUCGCCCCGCCAGUGGGGCCCGACUCCGCCUUGGGGGUCUCCACGUCCCCAGCCACGGGUCACCCGAGGGUGGGGAGGCGGAGGGGGAGGGCCUCACCCUGGGGACCCUCUGUGCUCCCUGCCCUGGGCCUCGGGCGUCCGGGACCACCCGGCCAGGGUGAGGAGGGGCAGAGGCCGGGCCUCCGCCUGGCGCCCCAGGGCAGCUCUACCUCCGCCCGGGCGUGCAGGGAGCGGUCGCGGGUCUCCCGCUGGGUCACUUGCAGCCUGUCCUGGUGCGCGGGGUGCGUGCCGACCGGGCGGAUCCCGGCUGAAAUGUGGGGGUGUGAUCCGUGGGACCUUAGGGUGGGGGGGGCCCUUCCUGGGCGCUGUGCUCGAAUUCUAGGUCCCAAGCGUGGAAAGGAAGAGGAGGAGGUGGGGGGGCAUAGGCUCUUCGGGGCACCCUCGGGGCCCCCCUGGCUACGGCUCCCGGCUCCCGGUCAAGGGCCCACCCCAGGCGGUCUCGGAGCUUCCACGGUGCUGACUCCUGUCUUCCCUGCCUCUGGCGGGGCCCUUACCUCGGCACAUCAGACCAAAUGCUUGGGCUCUGCUUGCGUCCCCAGGCUGGGGGAGGGACACCACACGGCUCUUCACGGCCGCAGCCUCCCGUCCUCCCGCGGCCGUGUCCUGGAAGGCCGGCGGCCCCCUGCACCUGGGGCUCUCCCGGCCCUUUGGGCGCCGUCCCCCCGUCCACGCGACGGAGGGUAAAGGGGCCAUGGGCACAUGCUUCCAUGCGGGGUGUGUGCCCGCGUGUGCAUGACGGGGCCGUCGUCAUCGCUAGGGCCCACUGUCCUCUCCUCCCCACUGGCAAUCGCAGUGCACCCUCUUGAGCUCCCACCACCUCGUGCCCCACCGCGGGGCCAGCAGACACCCCCCAGACCCCUCCCUUCCAGGCCUGGUGCCUUCGCGGGGAGGCAGCCCCACAAAAGCCCAUGCCUUGCAUCCCGGGUUCCCGCCUGCGCCUGACUGAGCCCCGGGACUGCCUCGGGGGCCGGGGGCUCGUGCAGCAGGACGGGGGCCAUGGGUCCCGAGGGGCUCAGGCUGACAGCGCGGGGGCGGGGGGGGGGACUAGCAAGGAGGAGGAAUCGGAUCCUGGAUCUCGGAAGCCCGCUGACCACAUGGCGCGGCUCCGGCAUGGCUCCGUGGCUCGUGUGGGGCCCUGCAUGCGGGUAGGCGUCCGGGGCCCAGUGGGGCCCAUGCGGGGAGCCCUGCCUGCCUCCUCCCUGACCCGGGGGCCGGCGCUCGAGGCCCCUGGAGGGUCCCCUUUCUCCAGAGGGAGGCUGCUGUGAAGGGCCUGUGCCCGGCGGCCGUGCGCCGGGGCCUCUCAGGCAGGGGUGGGUGACCACUGACACUUCUCAAUGCUCUCUCGUCUUUAUUUUGGUUUGGGAUCUAAAAUAUUUAUAGAGUCGUGUCGAUUCCAGUUGUUUUCCUGUGGCCUUUUUAUGCAGAGGAAACCGGGUAGGGUUCAGAUGUGAAAUUUCCUGACUAGCUUUGUUCUUGUUUUUUACCUCGUUUUCGUUUUGUUGUUUUUGCUGAGUUGACAAAACAGUAGCUUCAAGGGAGAAACAGACUUCACAAAAAAACGUCAGGGCGACUUUGCCCCUCCCCGGGAUUAGAAUCCAGGGCCGAGGUGUGCGUGGCUGCAGCUGUUUCUUCCAGUUUUGUUAGAAAGCCUUCUGGGGGGUUGGGGUGGGCUGGGGGGAGAAUUGUACAUAAAGUACGUUUUAUUACUAUGUAGAAACAUAAGAAAAGAGAAGCUAAUGGUUAAUCUCGGGCUUGCUUUGCUUGCAUGUAGAGGAGCUUUGGGGCACCCUCACGGGUCGCUGGGGAGCAGUCGGAAAGAGUCAAAGGGUAGAGAGGGCGGGAGCGGGGAAGAGCGCGCGUCUUCAUCCGCCCUCCUGGCCCGCCCUGCCAUCAUGUCAUGUCCUCUGUAGGACACAGGGAGGCAGGCUUGGGCAGGCCGGAUGCUUGGAGCCCCAGGGGCCGCCCUUGUUGCUCUGGGGGGGAUGGUCCGGAUCUAAGGUGAAUAAAGGACUUGGCGGGGUGGGGUGUUUCAGGAGCGGGAGUCAGAGAGGGGGAGCACAGAAAGGAGGUCAGAGCUUUUGUGCAGGGUCUGUAAGGCCGGAAGGGGGAUGGAGGGCGAGGUCAAUCCCAUGGGAGGCGGUGGGGACCCUGAGAUGUGAUAGUGAGGCCAAGGCAGGAUGGGGAACAUCAAGCCUUACCUUUCUGUUUGCAGCAUGUGGCAACUUACCCCUAAGGGUACCAUGUACAAGUUGGGUAGGGAUGGGGGUCAUCCCAAGAAAGCAAAGACGCGCCAUUGCCCGGGGCGGGGCAGGCUGGGGAGUGGUGGCAGCAAGGAUGGUUUGGGGGACAGGGUGGGAGGGUGAUGGAGCCGUUGAAGACGGACUGAGGAGCAGGGUCUCGGCCCAGCGGCCCAGCCUGGCUCUCGGGACGGGUCUCGCGUCCUUAGCUGGCCUCCCUCGCGUCUCCUAGAAUUAGCCUAUAACACGAAGUGCCCGAGCCAAACGCGGUCAUAUCCUCUGUGAUGUCCUUCAACUUCAUCCGUCUGCUUUCCGGGGUUGCUCAGGCCCGGAGCUAGGAGAUUUGUCCUGAGAGCCCCGUCGGAUCGCCAGCUCUGUGUCGGGGGAGAAGGAAGACUCGUUCUCAUGAGCUUCGUGUGCUCGUUUUCCUAAGCGGGAGCGUCGGGCGGCCUUUUCCCUCCCCUCUCUCCCGUGAUCGGAAGACGCGGUUGCUGGUGGAGGAGGACGGGGGUGGGGGGGUGGUGGUGGCUGGUGCACCUGUCCCCUUUUCUUCUUGAGCACAGAGGCUGCCUUUGGACCGUGAAGCCACACAGUGGCUCCAGACCUGGAGGUCUCGUUCUCACUUUCUCCUCCUUCGACGGCAUGAGGCCAGAGUCUGGCAUCGAAGGACAAACGAGACCGGCCCUUCCUCUGUCCUCUCCGAGUCCGCAGCCCGGCUUCCUCUCACAUCGAGAGGCAGAAUGAAAAAUCUCUUCUUUAGAAGAAGUCCAUAAAAAUCAAGCCCAGGCGGGACGCCAGCCCUCCUGGCACCUUGACGUUCGGUUAGGGAGGUGGGGGGGUCCCCAUUACCCCCCAUCCUUCUGAUUGGUGGUGAAAUCAUGCUGCUCUAGGGCUUUUUUUCUGCCCCCCCCCCCGCCCCCGUCCGUAGUUUUCAAAUAAGUCGUGAACAAAUAGAAUGUCCUCACCACAUGUUCUGUGUUUUGGAAGUGGUUUCACAACCUCAUUUUGAGCUGAUCAAAUAAUUCCUAAUAGAUCUGAUCCAAAGACAUGCCCCUCCCCGCCCCCUGCCCCAGACCUUACCCCAAGGGUUUCUGGGUAGGAUAAAGAAAACUGAAGUAUCAGUGCAAAUAUCCUUAAUGGCCUGCCACACCUUAUGGAAGGGAGAGUUGGAGGAUCUCUGUUAAUAAAUCCCUUGCUAGGAUGGCAGCCAGCAGUCGAACUCACUUAGGUAUUCUCUUCUGUCAUGGGUCGGUAGUAGUAGUUGGGGUUGUUGAAGACGUAAUGGGCAGCUCUGGACCCCUGGCUGGGGAGACUUAGGUUGGGGAGUGAGGGGGGUGCAGAGGCUCAGUUCCUGUCCCCGGUACCUUGGCUGUUUGCCUUUCCCAUCCCGCUGGAUGGGGACGUGGAUGGCUGUCUUGGCCUGUUGUUCCUUUUGGUCUCGAAGGAAUGUGCUUCACCGUCCCCACCUAUCCCUGGCACUGGAUUUCCUGGAUUUAUUUUAGGAACUAGGGCAAGCUCUCCACCUCCACCCCAUAUACACACCAGCUAGGCCUUUCCUUCCUUACCCCACUUCUUUACGGCUCCAGGGAUCUUAAAUUUGUGCAUGGUUUACAGAUGGGGAGACGGUUGGGUGGGGAAGGGAAUCUGGGAGGGGAGAUGGGUUGGGCUGGGGGGGGCGGGAUUUACAUUUUCAGCCUUAGAAACACUGCAAGCAUGUUUUUGGGGUUUUCACAUAUUAGGUGGAAGGGGCAAGUGCAGACCCUCCUCGUGGGCGAUGAGGGCUUCGAGGCUUUGUGCUUCCUUUUGGCUUAGGGCAUCCUUGAAACCUCAUUUCUGAUAGAGGGGAAUAGACCUCCUCAUGGGCAUCUUGUAGUCCGUGGAAGGCAGUUGCCAGUCGCUUUGUCAGUGCGUAUUCACUGCCCAUGCGAGCAGAGAGGUCUGUCAGUGGACAGCGGCCUACCUGGGCCAGGAACGGGGCCGUCUCCCCCGUCCCUCUAAGUUGUGGGGUCGUCUCCCUGGUUCUCCGGCCCCCGCCAGCUGUCUAGUCUGUGCUCCUUUCCUGGGCUCAGGAAGUGAGAACGUGUGUGCGCCGUGUGGGUGCGAGACUGGGGUUUGCGUGUGAGAGUGUGUGGGCGUGGUGUGUAUGUGGUGUUUGGGGAGUGUGUGCUGUUGUGUUGUGUGAUGUAGGUGUUUGUGUUUGGCGUGUUUGUGGUGUGUGUAUGUGAGUGUGGUGUGCGUGUAUGGGGUACGUGGGUGUUUGUGUCUGGCGUCUUUGCCGUAUGUGGGUGUGUGGUUUGUGGUGCGUGCGGUGUGGGGUGUGUUUGUGGUUUGAGGUGUGUGUGUGUGUGUGUGUGUGUGUGUCUAGAGGUUUAUAAGGACACAACUAAUUUGCCUGAGGAGCAUCAGGCCCAGACGACCCCCUCUUUGGUUGACUCUUUGAUAGGCAACUUCUGUGUAGGUAGGAGGGUGAAAUUAGUGACACACCAUCCUUAGUGUAUUUUUUAUGGAGAUUGUAUAUAAAAUUAUAUAAGUGCAUAUAAUUUGUUCUAUUUUAAGGAGAGAGGGAACUUAUGUAAUGGGUGGGUGGGUGCAAGGAUCAGAUGCAGUAGUCAGGAGUGGGAGGCUUCAGGCAAGUGGGGCAUCUGGGGAGUGGGAAGCGGGAGGACAGGAGACUCAAGCUGGGCAGGAGGAGUGGGGCUCACGCCCUGGGCGCACAUAUAUAAAUAUACAGAAAGCCUAUAUAAAGUCUAGCUAGCUAGCUUAUCUAUAUAUCUAUAUAUCUAUAUGAAGUCAUAGUUUGCUUUAUUUUUGUACCUGUGCUUAGAGACGUCUUGAGCCGGACCGCCUUGCCCAGGUGGCCUGGAAUACGAGCUCAUGCCUUGAUGCCCCCACCUCCCCCGUCCUCCCUCCAUGCCGCUCUUCCCCUGAGACGCUCUCUGCCUAGAGUUGCUGGGGUCUUCCGGAUGGGAAUGUGCGUACAGGAAGAUUAAAAAAAAAAAAAUAGCAAAACGAAUGAUCGACUUGCGGAAAGGACAAGUGAGCCGAGGGUUGUGGGAAGCUGCCGGAUCUGAUGGCCCCAAGGAACCGGGAUUCGGGGAAGGACACUGAGGCUCGAACACGUUGGCACGGUGCCUACUGCGGUGAGGACGGAGAGUGACGACUGUGAGUCUGCCCUCCUGUUGCCAGGGGUUGGUACCCGGCUCCUCUGAAGGAACCCGGCUCAGCGGCAUUAGGAAGGAGGCUAGGGUUCCCUGCGGGCUGACAGCACCUAGGUUACAGCACCUUGACCCGCGCGCUCUCGGACGGUGUGGUAGCGGGAGGGAGGCGCCUCGAGACAGCUUGUCCAGGCCGCCUGCACGGGCUCAGGCCUGGAGACGAAUACCCGGGUCAUUCUUGCUGCAGAUUCUUGGAACCAGUGUGAAUGUGAUAUAUCUAAUAUAAACAUGUCUUAUAUGCGUUCUUAGAGUUAUUAUUUUGAUCGGAAAAAUACGGUGUCACUGGAAAUAGGGUGGUCGAGUCCUGGGACACGGAGUGGAGGACGAGGUGCGGGAGAAGCACUCUGGGCGUGACGGGGAGGAUGGGGCUGGGUGGAACCUCCUGCUCCCUGGGAACUUAACAGAGCCAAACAUCACCACACUGGACGAACUUGGCCCAGAAUUGGAGAUUUUGGAGAGCGGGAGCUCACUUGCACUGGCGCAGGAAACUUUGUGCGGCCUGAAGAAUACCUCCUUGAGAAUUCAAGACCUCACAUACGCUGCAAGGGCUGUGCACCUUGCAGCCUCAGCAAUUGUCUCUUGGGUGCUAGCUUUUCCUUCUGACUUGCCAGAGCUCAGAGUGAUGUGUUUGAAGCUGGGAAAGGGCCAGAUGGUACAGGCAGCCAGGAGAGACGUGUGCCUGCAGCCUUUUCUGCUCUCAUCCUUCUUGUCAACUAAAAAAAGGCAAUACUAACCCUUCCUCCCCAACCAAAGUGUCGUGUUGUCCCAGAGUUUCUGUCUUAACGGAGUUUGAUCAUUAGAAGGACUCCGAUGCUUCGGCCACCAGUAGGAGCUCUCUUUACCAUUUGGGGAUAUUAUGGGAAGAGUAGGUUGGGGUAGAGCUUGAGCCUGACUCCUGACCCUACUGCCCCAACAGUGUAAACCUUAUGGGGCUUUGCCAUCCACUCAGGCACUGUCCUAGAGGCCCCGGGAGUACUUGCUCAAAACACUUCUCAUUUUCUAAGGACACCGAAGGAAAAUGGGCUUUGUCCAGACAGUACUGGAAGGGCGCUAACACUGAGUCCAGUUGGCCGUCGUGUCCAUCCUUGACCAACUUUUUCUGCAGUCUUCCAGGAGGCCAAAGGAGGAUAUAGCCAGAUGUUUCUUAGUAAGGUUUUUCAGGGAGGCUGGGCAAGAGACAAAGCAGCACAUUCUAUGUCCCUUCCCAGCUCGCGACCUAACCCCUUUCAACCCAUCCAAGCCUCCACACAAUGAGGGCUUCCCAUUAUUGGUUUUGUUUUGUUUUGUUUUGGCUCUUAAAGUGGUCAUCCCUUCUUUCUCCGUAGACUCUGUCCCAUUUCUGGUACUCACGCGACCAGCAGAAUAAAUCACUUUAGCAUCCCAGGCCUCUCAGAGAGAUAGUAGUACCCUCCGUAGAUCUACAGUCGCUCUAAAACUUACUUCUUCCCACAUUAUACUCAAAGCUUAGAAUCCUCAGCAGCAUCAGAGUUACAAGGUCAAAAGUCACUGGCCACAUUCCCAUUUCAUUCUCUAACCUCCAGUUGGACUCUUUCAUGUAUGGAAGGAAAAAUGAAGACAAGGGACGUGGGUCCCCCUUGAAAUUGUGGUGCUUGGAGGGGAUCGGAUACUCACUUCGGCCCUUUCCACGGUCCUGGCCGUCGGCCCUCAGAGAGAGGUGAAAGGCAGACAGCGGAGCGGGGAGGGAGAGCGCCCGGGGUAGGGUUCCAGGCUCUCUGAAGAGCCAGCCUUCUACAAAGUCCCACGGAGCAAAAUGGGUUGAGAUCUGGUUCUAUAUGGAGUAGGCAGAAGUUCCUGUCUGGGGCCUGUCGGUUAGUGGGGCCGGUUGGUGAUGGGUGCUCGGAGGAGGCCCGUGGCCCGCGCUGGGAGCCACGCUCCUUGGCCCCCCCCCUCCUUGGCCCUCGGUAGGAGGGAUACUGCAGUUUGGCUUUUCGGCUGGCGGCUGGCGGCGGACCCCGGGGAGUUGUUGGACUUGUGCUGCCUCUGGCUGCUGGACGGGGCAAGGGCUGGGAGCAGACGGGUCCGGGACUGUGGGGGUCACAGGCUUCCCCCCUUUGUCAUCAGCUGUGGGGGGGGGCUCCUCCGCUGGAGAUGCCCCUGCUGGCGGCCUGCGAUGUCCGAUGUCCGGAGUGGGGGGAGCAGGACAGGCCUCCAUACCGACUGCUGAGCGAACGGGCUGGGCGGGGGCGCUUCUGGAAGGGUCUCGGCUGCUGGAGCCCUGGGCGGAAUGGUGCGGCAGGGAAGAAGAGCAGUGGGAAGCUCCGCUUACCGGUCUCCAAGGGUCUUGACCUGCCCCUCGGACGUCCCUUCCACGCCGCCGUCUGCGGGGCUGGCCGGGUGGUGUGGGCUUUCGGCCGCCGCCCCCUUUGCGCAGCCCCGACCUGCUUCUUGUGGGGGGGGGGGGCGCCCUGCAGGUGCAGCGUCCUCUCUGCCGCCAGGACAGAUGCUGCAUCCUGGGCACGUCUUCCACCGCACACCUGGAGGCCACGGGGUGUGACUUCCUUCCCCGUCUCCCCGGGGUCCGCGGACCGGGUGAGGCUCCCGGGGCUCCCUCCCCGAGGCCCCCAGCCUCCAGACGCCCGGUAGCCUCCCAGUCCUUUCCUGGCGAGUCUGGAUGCGACCAUCAGUUCCGUCACGGGAGCUCUUGCUCUCACUUCACCCUCUUUCUUUCCCUUCUUCAGCUUUCUUUGGGAGCCACGCCCCACCCAUGCCGGGUCUUCUCGGGACACCAUUCAAACCUCGUUUCCAUUCUUGAAUGUCAAGUAUUAACCACAUAACCGCGCUAGGGUGCUCUAUGGUGCUGUUCCUGAAGAGGCCAGCUGGACUGAACCUCCUUCGUCCCACUGGUUCCUUAAAUCCUUGCUGUAUUUUGUCUUCUAAUUUCUUUUCUCCCUGGGGGUUGGGGGUGGGAGACAUGGGGGUGGCCUUUGUGUUCUCUCCCUCUCUUUUCUUUGUGUACGGGCUGGUGAAAGUCAGUUAUCACGGGCAGCUGACUUCACGGCUUUGGUUGGCGGACUUUGGUUAAUUAUUAAAGACAAACCAACAAAUUGUACAGCUGCACACAGAACACCUUUAUGUGUGGAUUUGAAUGGCAACUAGAGGCUUACUUUUUGAACUUCAGGUAUGUAACUCAAAAGUAAAUAAAAACACUAUUUUUUCAGUAA